Molecule: messenger RNA, 441 nt
Organism: Diaporthe amygdali
Lineage: Eukaryota; Fungi; Ascomycota; Sordariomycetes; Diaporthales; Diaporthaceae
Exons: 2
Coding region: 1-441 (146 amino acids)
Source: RefSeq, a predicted model, not a curated record
AUGGCGACUUUGAAGCACCUCACCGUGUCGUCUGAUACGGAUUUCACGAAGCACCUAGAUCCCGAUGAAAUCGGCUACGCGAGCUUGCCCGACUACCCACAUCUCGACGAUGAGGAUGAAGCAUCCCCACCUUACCUUCCAAGACAUGCUACCAUUGACUUCUUUGAGAUGGUUACCGGUCGCGUGGCAGACCACUUCUGUGUCCUCGAGGAAGUCACCUUACGUUACGGAACCAAUAUUUCGAGCACUAUGUGUCGCUGCAACGAAGUCACCCCAUGCGACAGGUGUGAGGCCUUUGAAAUUUUGAACCCCUACGUGGACGUGGACGAUUCAAAGUGUCGAAUGCAGGAGCUUUCCUCAGACCUUGAUGCCCACGGCAUUCGUUUCCAUGUGGUGGACCCAGAGGUUUAUGUCUAUGCAUUCGAUCCCCCGUUACAGUGA